This is a messenger RNA of Porites evermanni, 15123 nucleotides long. The record is from the annotation of a GenBank genome assembly. NCBI's taxonomy places the organism in Eukaryota, Metazoa, Cnidaria, Anthozoa, Scleractinia, Poritidae.
AUGCCUCGUUAUUGUUUGUUUGGUGACACUGUCAACACCGCGUCUAGGAUGCAGACAACGGGCAUGCGUGAGUAUGAACGACUCAACAUUGAUCAAUAUUUAUCCACCGUUGAACGAUAUCGAAAUCUGUUGACUGAGUAGUCCUGAAACAUAGCAUGACAGCGAGUUUGACAUGCAGCAGUCGAGGUCUGAUUCCUUGUGAUCAGUAAAUCUCGCCCUCUUUGUCGCAGGCCUUAGGUCAACUGAAAUGGGCUCCAGGUUAAAGUUGGGUAUCUACUAGCCUGCAUCGCAGAUAUUAUUUAAUCCCGGUUAGUAACGUCUGCGAGACCGCGGCGAUAUCCUUGAUCUGGGCCCACAACGGACUCAAUGAAUUACCCGAAAUGCGUUUUGAAUUUCCCUUCAACCUGAUUGGCAAAUUGACGAUGGCUUUUUUAACAGGCCAAUCAUGGCGUGUACUCAAAUCCUGGUACACAGGUUGGGGACCAGAACAAGGAUUUCGGCGCUGUUUCGCAGACGGACUUAACAAGAAGUUAAUUUCCGUCUGUGGUGCAGGCUAAGUAUCUACAUUUAGUAUCAGAAAGGCAUGAUAAUAGUAAACUUCGAAUGGCAAUGUUUUGUUUUUGAGAAUUUUCAAAACUUAACGGAGCAUUCAUUUAUUUUUAGCUCAGAAAAUUCAUGUCAGCCAAGAUACAAAGAAUUUGCUGAUUCAUCUGAGUGGUUAUACGCUAGAAUUCAGAGGACAUGUGGACGUUAAGGUAUGCAUAUAUAUCGUAAGCUGUUGCAUAUUUUAAGUUACAUCUAAGGUAACACUAAAUCUUUAAGCGUAAUUCCAGUUUUCGUUACGUAUCAAACGUUACACUUUCUUUAAAUAACUCCUACCCUCUUACUUUGCCAAAUGUAUGCAAACCCUCCUGAAGUUGAAUUCCAAGGGACCAUGUUCAAGUUCAGAAAGAGAAAUAAAAUUUCGUCGUUGCUUGUUUACGCUCUCCAUAAAACACAAAAUUAGGCCUUCUCACGUCGUAGUCGUGCAAAAACGGCAAAGAAGUGUACAAAAAAGUGUGAUGCACGAGCGAAGUUGUUUUUUUGCUCAUUAAUUAAACCUAUUGCUCUUUAGACGUUCUCCUUGCCGCGGGUCGCUGGAUCUUAAAGUCCCUUAUGUCACUCACAGUAACGGUCACGAACUAUGAUCCGACCAGACGGUAAAUAGCGAAGACUUAGAAGAAGAGGCUGCAACAACUAAGAACGUUACCCACUGUUAAGCUAAAAUAUGCAGUGUCACUUUCCAGUCUCAGAAAAAAGUGCAGGUUUUGCGCGGUCCUUUUUCAGUACAGGUUUCGCAGAAAGUUUUCGACCUGAGCAAUAUAAAGCGAUACAACCAUCGAUACAGCCUUGUCCUCAGGAAGGGCCCUGGGAACGAGGUUAAAAGCGACUGUCAAUAACGGUGUCACAGUGAUAUGGGCAUUCCCACGGUUUAGGCAUCCCUAUUUCCAAACCCCAGUGAUAUGGGCAUCCCCUGUAACCCUAACCCUAAACCUAACCUGAAUCGCUAAGGUAAUAUGAAAAGGGGAUGCCCAUAUCACUAAGAGGUUUGGGAACUGGGAUGCCCAAAACGCGGGGAUGCCCAUAUCACUAUAACAACGGCACUCAGUCCUCAUCCUGCAUUCGCCACUUUAGAAAGGACAAGGGAACCGAAGCCGAAAUGCGUCCCUCAAUUUUUUCUGGGACUGGCCAAUUCGCCAAUAGCCCACGUUCGAUAUAUUAAAAUUCUAACAUGACUCCGAGGCCUUCUGAUCAUUUUUCUACAUUUUGGUUUUCUUUCCUGUGCUCAAGUCUCUUUUGGGAGUUGCGAGACAAUGGAGUCUUGAAAAAUUGCAAUAUUGGCCCUAAAACCUCCAGCUCAUGUUAGAAUUCUAAAAAAUAUCACAGGUGAGCUAUUGGCAAUUUUUUUCGCCUGUCGUUAGUUUCGUCGUUAGUAAGUAUCAUGAAGGAACUAAUCAUCUCUAAUUCUCUUUUGCAGGGAAAAGGUGAAAUGAAAACUUACUGGCUGUCAAAACACAUGACAUAACUCAUUUGGUGUCGGUUUUUAUUCAAAGGGAAUAUUUAGUUAUUGGUUGUGACCAUCCUCCUGCAACUUAACGUUGCGUUGAAGAUGAGAGAUUAGCCGGAAAAUUCACUUGUUGCACUCGGCGUACGCGUAUCAUGAGGUUUUGGAAAAUUUCAACGGAGAUCUUUAUGUUCGAGGAUGAGAACGACUACGAGCACGAGAUUUGAUGUAGAGUUUUUCACGUAUUGUCCAAAAAUAGGCACCCCAAAAUGAUACAAUGUACUUUUUUUUUCACCAGAAAAGUUAGCGCUAUUAACAGUUAUCGCUGUUGAAGGAGUUAAACCAUCCCCCGAUCGCAAAAUUAAAAAAAGCUCUUAAUAUUUGAUGACUUCUCGCUGAAACUCGUUGUAGAAUGACAACGACUACCACGUUUUCUCGCCAAAAUGACGCUGUUCACGCACGCGCACUACUUAGUAUCGAGAAAAACUCUUACUCGUGAUCGUUCUCGUCUUAGAAUCUAAAAGGUCUCUAAUAUGUGGACGUAUCGUCAUUAGCUUGUAAUAUGAUUAUUACCUAGCAGUAGGGGAAACUGGUUAUGAAAGACGGCAAGCACCAAAGAUAAAAUCAACGGUGCUGCAAUUUAUGUUGGAAGCUAUCGCGCGGUGAACAAUCCUUUGUUUUUUGUUCAAAAAUCGUGAUGGAAUGCAUUAAUGCGGCGUGAUAGGAAUGCUAUUGAAAGUUGUGCACCUUCAACAGAAGUCUGACGGGCUUCAUAACCAUUCCACUCUAUUAACUAUGUUUAAAGCCGGAAAAUCUAAACUUCUCACUAAUUACCUUAAAUGUAGCUGAGAUUGAAAAGGUUGUAAUGCCUGUAAAUAUGUAAAUUACUGUACUACUGCUGUAUCAAGUCCCCCCUAACUAAUACUUGUGAUAUCUGGUUAAAUGACGUCAAUAGUACAGGCUGUCGCCAGACAAAAGACGGUACCCGAUAAGCCCUGGGAAAGAAGUUGAAUUAGCCUGGUUGUUUUCGUAGAGCUUGAGAAAUGGUGAGAAAUUUUACACCUUACGUGGAGAAGAAAUAGCCGAACGUCUGCCUGAAAUCAUAGCAAGAACACCGAAGAUUCAACGAAACGGAUUACAUCUAGCAAUUAUUUUAAAGUAUAAAUUAUUUUGAAUGAAUAAUAAAACAAUUACUGGGUUCAUCUUUCGUAUUAUCUGACAAAUUAUUUGUAUCUCGGAGGGUGUUAUCCGCCUCAGCAGGUCCAAUAAUUGCAAAAUUGCACAGUUUUAUUCAAUAACUGAAAUUAUUCCCGAUUACUAAGCAUAAAGGUUUUUUUUUUCUGACAAUACGUCCACCUUAGUAGUAAUUAGAGAUAAACGUCGGGUGGCUGUUUAAAACAUCUUGGAAAAUUACAUCGACAUAUAAGAGAUAUCAAAUCAGGAGAAAUCGUGGUAAAUACCUUCUCUUAAUAUUAUGGGUGACAAAUUACUCCUUGUUUUGGGGGCCAAAAUUUCAACUUUCAGAAUUUAUAAAGGAGAACGCCGAAGUUCAGUAUGUCUCCAGGUGGAUGGUACAUGUAGAUGUUACAACUGCAUGUAGGACACCUAAACACACAAAAGUGCAGCAUUUUUAACUUCAAGAUGGAGUUUAUUGGGUAGUUUGUCGAAAAACUCAGAAAAUUGUGAUCUUUACUUAUGCUUUAAACUGUUUCAAUACCAAUUUCAGGACACACGCACUGACGCAGACACUAGAGAGAUUAAGAGUCACGUUUACGACAAACGGCAAACGUGAGAUUCAAGUUGAGAAUUUCUCUGAACAGACAAUAAACAGAUAAAAUCUCUCCAGAACGAUUCUUAUGGAUAAAACUGGCGUGAAACUACUUUUUUUCGAGUAGAAGUAAUAAACAGUAAACUACAAUUAGAGCGGUUUUCAUUUGAGUGUCGAAAAGUAAUUGGUUUUGCACUUUCUACACGAUGCGAUUGGCUUAAAAGAUUCGCGCCACCUUUUCAUCCAAUCAGAAGUAAAACCAAAGCCAAUUGUGACGCGCUCGCAUGCAUUUUCCCGCGCUUUGCGUCAGCCACAUGUAAUUACUUCGAGUUUUGAUUGGUUCAAUGUAUUGUCUGUGUCCUAUGUGAUUGGCCAGAGUAAUUACUUUGGUUUUGGUUUUACGACACUCAAACGAAAACCACUCUAAGGGAAAAACUUGGUCAAGUGGGACAAAUUCACGUUUGACGUUUGGCGCAAACGUGAAUCUUCGACUCUCUACCACCAAUUCCGCGGUAUAGCCAGUACCUUACGCAUAUCACCCGGGAAGUGGCAGCCAAAUUGAACAGCUGUCUCGUCCUCAUUAGGUCGCAUCAGCAUGGUAUAGCGCCUCAGCAGUAAACGGCGGGGUAGAUGAUCGCAAGUGAGACCUCUCGCCAUGCCUUGCUGAUGAGUCUAUGGCUGCCACUGCGCAGGCGAUAUGGCUGUGCGCAUGCGUAAGGUGCUGGUUGUAUUGUGUGCUUCAGUGCUUCUAAUGAUGUGAAUUUGUCCUAAUCAAGGUUCGGGAAACUAAUUAUUAUUAUUAUUAUAUUAUUAGUAUUUGACAAAACUCAGGUGAAACUGUUUUCUAAUUUUCCUCUCACCAUUUGUUUACCCUGUCAAUAUUAGAAAUCGACGCUGGCUUGGCAUGCGGAGGCCAAUGGAAAUUUUUCGUCAGUUUUUAGAACCAUCUGGACUUUAUUGUCUCGAUCUCAUUAACAUGUAAAAAGAAUUUUUAUCUAAAGAAAAUGGGUUUUGAAUUGAAGGAUUACAUUAUUUUAACUUCAGUCAAUCCCUUUCAACACUGAAAACUUAAUUGUUCUUUUAAAAAGGAACCGCUUCAUAGGUUUCAUUUUUUAGAAACUUUCACCACGUUUAUCAUUUUCUGUUAAUAUAAUAUAUUAUGGUAGCAAUUACCAAGAAUUACAAUUUCAUAGGGUGCAUAAGCAAUUACUUUUUCUAUGAUAAAGAUGUUCUACUUGUUUCUUCCAUGUCAUUUUUGUUUCUUAAAAAGAAACUGUGAGGAAAAAAAUUAUGAGGGUUUAGAGUUUUCCAGCUUUUCAAGCCUAUUAAUUUUGCAUCCUGUCAAAUGCCUGGGCGGCUUUUAAAUAGUAGUUUCAGGAUCGAUUAAGUUGCCAUUUUGAACAUAAUUAGUUACCAUAUUACUACUAGUUAUCAUAAUUCAGAAAUGCAUCAAUUUCGUAUAAAAAUAAGGUCGCAAUACUUUCCUAAUUAGAAGCGCGGACAAAUAUUGUUUCUAUGGCAUAAAUUGCAACACGCAUUCAGUUAAAGCCAUCGUGUCUUUGUGUUAAAUUCAGACUUGUUGUGUCUUAUUUCUUUUUCCUCUGACUUUAAAAAUUUUAAAAACUUUCCUUCAUUUAGAAUUAGGGGAUUUGAAAAAAAAAAUUGCUAAUAUCUUAUUCCUAUUGUCAAACUCCCUCGGUUUUAUAGAAAACAAUAUUUACAAAUGUCUCUGUAGAUACCUUUCUUGUUAGACAAGUGGGGUCACAGAUCGAAUACUAGUGUAUUACAUUUCAAAUGUUUUGAUACACACAAAACUUAUUUUCCAAUUUCAGUUUUUCUAUCGCUACUCAUUUUCGGAGAAACCCCUUCUUAUAGGUUGCCGUUACUUUUAGACGGUUCCAAAAGCAUCACCGGUUUGUAAAAGUACACGAACUGGGAUGAAAACAUGAGAAGGCUUAAAGUUAGCAAAAAAUAAUAAACGAAUAUCAAAGGGACAAUCCAUUGUGUAAAAUAUUCUAUCAGUUCAUUUUGGUAGCAAUUAACUCUUUUCCCUUCAACACCCUCAUCCCCACAUCACGGAAGUCUUAUUUUCGCUUGGCUUGUUUUCGCGACGUUCCUAGCUAUUAUCCGAGAACCUGGCACAGGCUAUGGAGAGAGGGGAGGCUACAACACUCGACUCAUAUCAGUGCAGUCUAGGGCGUUUCAGGCUUAAAGCAGGUUAAAAACUAGAAUUGACCAACGGUGCUGAGUGCUGGCGAGAUCGAUCGAAGCUCAAAAUUCUCUUAUCACUUCCACGCUUCAUACAUUGUUGUCAGACAUACCUGCCGCGCAUGCGUAGAAGCAACUUAGAGAUUUAGGAUUGCGUGCUCCUGUCCAAAGUUAGCGCAAAAUUUCAACAUUAUUUCUGUAGGUUUGUUUUAGCCUACAAUUUGAUGUUUGAUUCCCUAAAAUAAUCCGAAAAAGUAACAGAGGCGAUGCUUUUUCUUUUUUCUUUCUUUCUUUUUUUAAAUGGAACAGGAACCCGGGUUAAUAUUUAUCCCGAGUUAGCGAUAAUCGGCCUUUUUGCAACGGGCUCCCACGUUGAUAUUCCAGGGACGUCGAAGCCAUAUGUCAGUUGAGGCUGUUGGAUAUUUUCUUUCCUUCAAGAGGUUUUUCUUUCACCAAAAACUUCCAAAUUAAAUUCUAAUUCGCUCUAAGACAUCAAAGAUUUGUUGAAGAACCUUAACAUAUAUGGUGGGUGAACUAUUUAACAUCUUGCAAAGUCCUGCCUUUUCAAGUACAAGUAUAAAGUUGUUACCUUGCGCAAUGACCAUUUUAUUGACCAUAUAUGGUCACACAGCUGAGGGUUAGGAGCUCUGACCAUUCUCCCUGAGCCAAUCAACAUGCAGGAAAUACAAUAACCAUAGUCCAGUUUUUUCCAUAAAAAAACAGUUAUUAUUUCAUAGACUUACUUCGUUUGAAUAUUUAACGAAUAUUGUACUAGGCAAAAAAAUUGGAGCCGAAACAUUUUUCUUGUGCUAGCCUUUGGCAGACCAAUAAUCAACUGAAGAAUUGUUUUUAAUAACUGAGACGAGAUGUUCCUCGCACUGUGCGCACAAUUGAUGAAUAUGAAGGAUUGAAUUGUCUAUCCUUGGACCUGCUCUUCGUGAAGCUAAAGCCCGCGGAAAACCUACUUUGUCGUAAAAGAGGUGGGUUUUGUUUCAGUUUGCCAAAGAGUGAUAAGAGAAAACAAUAUUAGAUUUAAGCACUGUUUCAAAUUUUUACCGAUAGUUUGCUCUCUAAAUCUUAAGGUCCAUGUUUGUUUUACACUAUUACUUAGUAUGUUUAGGUACUUUUCCCCCCAAGGACAUCCAGCUGUAAUAUUAAGGGAACGAGUCAUUAGUAAAUUUAUUAUAAUUACAAAGAUGUUCUCCUUGUGUGUUUUUUUAGAAACUGUAUUCGAUCUAGUUUUUAGCAAAGAUUGAGGCAGCAUUUAAUCAGGAUAAAAAAAUUUCUAAUGGAAAAAUAAUAUUACUUGUUCGACAAAGAUUAACGUGUGUUCAUAUCAAGCCGAUUUUUUGAAAACCAACCUAACGAAAUUUGCAGUCAUUUGAGUGAAAAGGCGUCAAAAGGCAGGCUUUUUGGGCCCGAUAAGCUGCAAAAUCACACUAACGAAGGAAAAGGAAAGGAGAAAAAGAAAGAGCGAGGACAAGGAAAGGAGAAGAAAAAAAAAGAAGCAAUGGUUGCACUCUUAAUUUCACAUAAUGGCUACUUUUGAGGUAGUUUUUGACCGUUUGGCGGUAACGUUUUCAAAAAUACAUACUCAUCACAAAUGAAGACACAUGAUGUUUUCUUCAACGUUUUUUUUUACCUUUGUCCAAAAUUAAAAUACGUAUAAAGAUGAGGUCGCAAUUUUUCUCCGAUUAAAGAGCGGGAAAACUGUUUUUAUUGCAGUUUCACCAAGCGUUCAGAAACUGAUUGCUAUACAAAUAGUUUAUGAUAACUUCACUUAGAGUCAUGAGUUAAAUUUAGGAUUGCUUUUUCUAUUCUAUUUAUUAAACCUGUUAAUGGUACAUCCUGCCAUCUGCCACUAUUUUUUUUGUCUUGAGUUCGUGCAAAAAUACGAUCACAUUGUUUUUUUCUCGGCUGAUUAAUGCGCAGGACAAAAUUGUUUUCAUGUAAAUUGUACUUUACCACGCAUUCAGAAACCGAUUGCCUGCUGUGCAUCGAUGAUGACACCCCCACUUAAAGUGAUGCGUUAAAUUUAGUGUUGCUGUUUGUAUCUAUUUUUUUUAUAUUUUGACUGGAAAACUUUCAAAAGUUUCCUUUAUUUAGAAUAAACAGGUUUUUGGAAAAGAAUGGAAAAAUGGCGAAUGAUUUUUUCGAUUUUUCUUAAACCUCGCGUUCUAGCAGGUGCCAAACUGUAAGUCGCCUUUUCAUACUAAACAAUCUUUUCAAACUCUUUACAAGAAUCACUGCAAAUUUCGCGUGGACAGCUGUAGUGUACUCAGCUCAGUCAUUUUCAAUUGUUUAACUGAGCCAACUGGAAACUUCUAUAAAUUGCGAAAAUUUAUCUUUGUGAAAACCAACCAUUAUAUUUUCUUUUAUGGUACAUAGAGCUGCGCUUGAUAAGCUAGUUUGCCGACUAGUCGAGAUUCGCGAAAUGUAAUUUUGGGUGAUUAACUGUUAAUUGUCGUUCCGCGGAACUUAUAAACCGAUCCAGAACUACUGACUCCGGCAUUUACUUUGAACAAGUAAAUCCUUCCCUCAACAGUUUGUGGCUUUAAUACUGAUCGAACUAGAUAUCUAUGUGGUCUUCUUCGAGGGGAAGAGCAGAAACCAUUUUCUUGUAUUCCUUACUUAUUCUAACCUGUUAUCAGGCGUUUUUUUUCGGGGAAAGAGGAAAAAAGAAAGCCUUAUACAUUUACUUCACGGGUCGUCAGCUGCUGCCCCUUUACUAAGGUAUCUGUCAACAUUUGUGUUAUUAAAUGGCAGUUUGCAACGGAGGCGGCUAUCAUCGAAAUAUAUUUAUCUGCUUUCCAGCAGGCAAGCGGUGAAUGUUAAGUUGAUACAGUAGUCGUUAGCAAAAAGAUCACAGAUUUUGAAUACUAAGUUAGCAGUGCUGUUAUUGCAAAUCUUUCCUUAUCGUUGCCGUGUGGUACCUUUUUUCAAACCGUCAAGUCAAACAAAUUAAUAAUUCAUUGAAAACAAUUGGGGAGCAAGGCAGAAUUCUGUAUUUUACUGGAAGUGGUCAAACGUAUAGGGAAUUUAUUCUGCGGCAACAAACCUUUCAUGGUCUUUCAUCAGUUCGCAAAAGGGCGGACUUAAAAUCGUCGAAUAAUUAUUUUUUUACACCCUUUCACGCAGUUGAACUCGAUCGGAAAUCAAACACAACAACUCUGCGUAGUGAGAGCAAGAAAGCGUCGAAGAAGAGAUAGCGGAUAUCCUUACCGGUAACAAAUAACAACUCGUCCUUAUCCCAGCUGUCGACGUUUUUUGCUGUUCAUUGUUGACUUGAUUCAUUAAAAAGUAUUGAUUGUUUUUCUUAAGACCUAGUUAAAUAGACGGCGAGCGGUCUCUCUUUUUCUAUAGAUUUAGUAAGGGGAGUGAACGCGCGCGAAAGCGUCGAGCGUGGCAGCCCGUGAGACGCAAGAAACGAGGACGACAACCUUCAAUCAUGCGCGUGGUCAUUUGCGUGUCUCAAGCGUUUUGCUCGACGGACCAAGAAAAAAAGGGAGACUGCUCGUAGUCUAGCUGUUAAAAGAAUUCCUCGAUCAUCUCGUGGCUUAUGUCAGGAAGAGACGAAGGUGACAAAACCUACCUAAUAGCACAGGAAGUCAGAUCUGUUGCUUGACCAAUCGGCACAGGGAUCCGAAGGAACUUUUGUUUUUCGACCAAUCAGACAACAGUCCAGAUUCUGGACGAGGCGCAGACCACACGUAAAGUAAAUUUAUUAGGCGUCCUUUUCCCCUCGUCUCCCAAACAAAAGUGAGGAAGGAUCGCCUAAUGGCAGGUAUAUUCGUACUAACUGAGUAAACUGAUGACCGAAGAAAAUCUGUUUUAUGACUUAUCCUCUUUAUUACAUUCUGAUAGUUCUGAGGGCUUGAGUCCUUCCUGGCUCUUCCUAAAUUCUGCGCUACGUAGGCAAAACUUCCUCAUUUUGGCCUUUAACCUUUCUCUUGGGAAGUUUAUUAAUUAUUAGUAACAUUACUUUUUAAAACACUCUCGCCGGGAUAAAAUCAUGCAGAAUGCCAAACGCUCUAGGUACCCAAGUGCGGAAAUCCAAGUUACUCUAAGUGAUAGUUUGAGCAACUAGUAAAUGACUAUAGGUACGUUUUGUAUUUUAUUAAAUUCUAUAGCUUAAGUCUGGUUAAUUAAUUCUUCUUUUGUCACGAUAACGCCCAAUUUAUGAAUUGGUCGGUGAUAGACUAAAGUUGCUGUUUUGUUUUGGUUUUUCUUGCGAGACCGUCUUCACCGAGAUACGUGUCAUUGAUAUGUUUGGAGUACAAGUAUCAUCUUCCAGGUUCGUCUCGGGAGUGGUUUGUAUCUCCUCCUCGUAGAUUUUCUCAUUUCCCGAACUAUUUUCAUAGGAGUGAAAAACUUCAUUUCACGUAGGUUGACAUCAAUGAAAAAAAAUUAUAGACUGAAAACCUAUAAAAUAUUUGCUACUAGAUAUUUCAGCUAAAUCGCGUAGCUUUCACCAGUCGAAGUGAGUGCAUGGUUACAUAGCAGUCAUGUGACCUCAGGACGGCCGUUGCAAUCGCUACUUUUGAGAUAUACGGCUGAAAAUUUACAGGUUACCUCAUUUUAAUAUGCUCUUUCAGCCUGUGCGGACAAAAUUUUUCAAAAGCAAAUUGUUUUCGUAUUUACCGAAAAUUGAUCUCGUGAUCAACUAAAUGCAAAAGGCCUAUUGCCUCACAAAUGUUUCGUAGUUCUCGCUCUCCAUCACGUUUAAAUACCGUUUAACCCUCGGACGUACACGCAAAGUCAUACGCCCACCGUGGUACAAGGGGGAGGGAGGGGGGUUGAUGGAGCCCCCCUUGAGUUUUUGAGGCUACUUAUGACGUCAUAUCUCGUAACCAUAGUAACUGACCAUCAUAAAACCUGCCUCAAAAUGCGCGCAAGGGAUAAAUGAACAGCUACAGAAAACUUCAGGUGCUGGUGUUUUAUCGUCUAGGAAAAAAAUCAGAACAACCUUAGUGGUGGUGGCAACCUUCCCCCCGCCCCCCUUGUACGUCCGAGGGUUAAAUUUGAACUAGGUUAGAGGAUACGGCUGAACAUUUUCUAUUACUUGAGGAAGGCUAAUCAAUCCUAGAUGGCCAUUGCAUUUAUGUACAAUUUUCGAAGUUUAUCUAAUAAAUUCCCUCAACCCCCAGGUCAGGCUACCUUUCGUAGAAUAAAGGAAACUAGAAUUUUCGGAUUUAAAAAUGUGAAGAGAGCAAUCAUAAAAAUUCUCACUUUCGUAAUACGUUAAAUUGCAUCUAAAAUUUUCGGGGAAAAAAUAUUUAAAAGCCCCUGUAAUUUCGAGGAGACUCAAGUUCCCCUAGGAUGACCGAACACUCAGGUACAAAUUUUAUAGAAUGCAUUUCUAGAUAUUUUAAAGUACUCUGGAUAGCCUAAGAAGUGUGUUCAAUGUAUUUAGGAGGAAACCGACGUCGUUGGGUGCUCCUGAUUUGAUUAUAUGAGCAAGUGACUCCUGCUAAAUACGUUCUCCAUGGUUCUCCGCUUCAGUCGCACUGACUUAAUCCAGAUAGUUCCAGAGCAUGCGACUGUUUUUCCGCAGAGUUUCACGCUUUUUCACGAGUGGAAAGUUUCACUGAUAUUUAGAAAAUCGCCUCUGACUUUAUCUCCAACUUGUUGAUUAGCUUUCAUUUGUUCUUCAGUGGAUCCGGUCUCAGUACUUCUGAUAGCAGAUGGCUGUUCGCAGAUGGCCUAUGGACCCUAUGAAACGAAUUUUAAGUAUGGAUGUCUUUAAAAGGAGAGAAAAAAAAUACAUUUUCCCCUCUCGUUGCCAGGUGAAAAAAAAUUAAAUUUUUUAAUUUACCUUGUAGAGAAGCGUUGUCAUGGCAACAAGUGUGAAAGUGAAUCCUACACAGUCCGAGCCUCAGCAGCUGGUCCUGCCCACCAGAAACCUUUCUCGUGGACAAAGGCGCCGUCGGAUAGCAGUGAUGACGGCUAUGUGUGUCAUUGCCAUUACUGGUUUAGUAGUUGUGUCAAUUUUGGACAGUGUUAAAGCAAGAGAGAAAGGUAUCAGGUUACGAAACUUACAGUCUAGUGUAAAUUUAAGCAUUAAAGUCGCAGAGCUUGUCCAUAGACUACAAAUUGAGCGAGGGUCAAGGGUUAUGCUGGGGAGUUCGAGUGGAGAUGCCAGCGUGGAUGAAAAGGUACAGGACGCAGUAGGUUUGACAGACGAGGUGGCAAAAAAUCUGGACACUUGGCCGCAAGAUUUGGAGAAAUACCCAUUUAACAGCAAAGAUACAUUUAUGACACUUCUCAACAAUCAUCGCCAUGGUAUUAAAAAUAGCACCAUUGAAAACGAGAUUCUCUUUUACUCCAGUAUUAUCUCCAACCUGUUUAACUGGUCCUUCCAAAACGUUCUUUUGUCCGAUUACGAUGAUCUACCAAAGUUUAUAAGCUACGAAAUACUACUAAUGGGAAAGGAGAAAACAGGCAUCGAACGCGCGCUCGGGGGUUCCUAUUUCAUUCAAGGCCAUUUCAAUGAAACCGAAAAACUCCUAUGGUUUGCCAAAGAAAACUUUCUUGGAAAGGAAAAAAUAAAUUUUAGCUUGACGUUAGAGCCUCGCAUGAAACGUUUCUACCAUAAGGCAUUGAACAAGACACUUUUGUCACAGAUCGAAGAGAAACGAGAAGUCAUUUUGAGCAAUAAAAAACAAGUCCCAUCCGUUGAUUCGGGGAUAGAAUGGUUCGAUCUCAUGACGAUUUACAUAGACGGGUUGCUUGAUGUUCAGCAGCAACUUGGCACCUUGAUCCUCGAAGAAGUUACAGACCACGUCAGUGAAAGCGACCGCGAUUCGAUUCUCAAGCUUCUGGUGUUUGGUUUUGUUGUUCUCAUUUUGAUGCCAUUUUUUGUGUACAGCGUUUAUACGAUCCAGGCCUACGCUGCCAAGCUUCAUCGAAUUACCAAAGAUCUUAAAGAAGAGAAAGAAAGAGCUGACACACUACUCUAUCAAAUGCUGCCCCACCCAGUGGCAGAGCAGCUAAAGAGCGGAAGGAACGUGACAGCAGAGCAGUUCGAAAGCGUGACAGUCUUCUUCAGUGACAUUGUCAACUUCACGCAAAUAUGCGCCAGUAUUUCGCCGAUGAAAGUUACGCAGAUGUUAAACUGGCUCUACGGACUCUUUGACAAUCAAAUCGACAAAUACGACGUGUAUAAGGUGGAGACGAUUGGUGAUGCUUACAUGGUGGUGUCUGGGCUUCCAGAACCCAAUCAAGAUCACGUGGUUCAGAUAGCCUCGAUGGCACUUGAUUUGGUGGGUCUUAUGGAAGGAUUGAGUCCAGCUGUGAGCGAAAUCGAACGUGGUCAUCUUUGCGUGAGAAUUGGCAUACACACUGGUAAGUUUUAUCCCGAACCGAAGUACAGUAGAGGUCAAAAGUACAUUAAAUCGUUUCAACUACCGUAUUUACUCGAAUAAGCGUUGUCUCUGAUUCAGCGCUGCCCUCGAAUAAGCGCAGCAUUUAGGAUAAAAAAGAUAAGUGCCGCGGCCGUGAUCAAAAUCAAAAGACUUUAGAUCUGUUAGUUUGAUACGGAAAAUAAUAAUACCGUAAUUGAUACAAUUCCUUGACGCGUCCAACUUUCGAAUAAGCGCCGCACUUAAGGCGUAAAAACUCUAAAAAGCGCCGCGGCGCUUAUUGGAGUGAAUACGGUAAUCCUUACAGGCGCCAUCACGCACGACUCUCUUCCUUGAGACCAUUUAUUAGGAAAAACUGCCCACUUACCCCUCCCCUAAACCAACAUUAACACUUAGUUCUUUCUUAGGGCAAAAUGUUGGCUUAGGGAAGGGGUAGGUGGGCAGUUUCCUAGAAACGUAAUAUGAUCCUAUUUAAGUUUCGCGUGAGACUGGGUCGGUGUCGUAUCGAAUUGCACCAUGGGAAUGUUCUGGGGUCGUUAUUGCUUCUUUUAUUGACUAUUACAAGGUUGCGCGGGAAACUAGUUAAGAAAAGUCCUCCCAAACAGUCCUAAAGAUGAAUUCAACACAACAUGACCCAGUAGUGGCUGGGGAUCAAUUUAGGUUCCUGGAAAACUGCCCACUAACCCCUCCCCUUAGCCAACGUUUUGCCCUAGGUGAGAAGUAAUUGUUAAUGUUAGCUUAGGGGAGGGGUAGGUGGACAGCUUCCCAGAAACCUAAAUUAAUCCGCUUCGAGUUCAUUUGGAAGGGUAGAUGCAGCCAGAUUAAUUCACAUUAACAGGAGCCCAUAACUUGGAACAAGCAACUUUCAUUUACUCGUGACACUGGGUUUUUACCGACCAGUUUAUAUUUAAAACAAUUUGGGAGCGAAUUAAGAAUAUCCUUCAAGUCCCAAAAACCAGUGAACGAAACUUACAGACCUGAAAAUGGUAAUUAAGGAAUUAAUAUUAAAUUAAUAUUAAGGACGCGUACGUUUUAAGGACAUAACCUAUGUUCUUAAGAAUAUCAUCUAUCAAUGAAAUUUUUCAGGCCCUUGUGCGGCAGGAGUUGUGGGAAUCAAAAUGCCUCGUUAUUGUUUGUUUGGUGACACUGUAAACACGGCCUCACGGAUGCAGACAACAGGAAUGCGUAAGUAUGAGUGAUCCAACAUUGAUCAAUAUUUGGCCAACGUUGACGACCAGGCUUAAAACAGCGGCGCGGUAACUUCUUAAAUAAUGAUGUCUGUGUUGUAGGCAUGAGGUCAAUAGGGUCGGGCCAGUUCAAGCCCCACGCCAGUCAUAUGACAAACUAACUGAUAGUUCGGUAGACAGGGUAGAGAAGGGCUGUAAUGUCGCAAUUUUUAAAAAUCGAUAUCAUCCCAUAAAUCAAUAUCCGUCGCAAUUUGUUAUAAACCAUGUCACACACAAAAAAGCGGUCGCAAUUUGCAAGAACUGGUCCAUUCGCAAUUUGUAAUAAACUAAGCUGUCGCAAUCGGAUUAGCAUGAGCGGUGCUCACCUAUAUCGAAGAGCACCCUUUAAAAAUAUGUUUGAAGGUCAACACUAGUUUUCAUCUAUUUUCAGCCCAGAAGAUUCAUGUAAGCCAAGACACUACGAAUAUGCUGACUCAUAUGUGUGAAUUUACGUUGGAGUUCAGAGGCUUUGUCAGCGUUAAAGUAAGGUUUUGUUCAGCUUUUACAUUUCAGUGA